Salpingoeca rosetta is the source of this 4995-nucleotide messenger RNA. RefSeq lists its product as uncharacterized. Gene Ontology annotation, cellular component: cytoplasm. The transcript has 38 exons. NCBI's taxonomy places the organism in Eukaryota, Choanoflagellata, Craspedida, Salpingoecidae. The record is from RefSeq and is a predicted model, not a curated record. The coding region runs from base 240 to 4841 and encodes 1533 amino acids.
GAAGAAUCGUAAAAGACAUCCACCAAAAAUCGCCGCUCCAGUCAGCAGUGCGUUGUUGGUACGUUGGUUGGAGCAGACACACAGAAAAAGCCAACAAGCACAUCUUGGUGGGUGCGCUUGUCUGAUUGACCUUGGGACACGAGCAGUGCAGACGGAACGAAAAGGGCCUCGCUGCUGCUGCUGCUGCUGCUGCUUUUGGUGCCACUGGUGUUGUUGCUGCUACAACUACGACUGCAAGCAUGCCAAAGCCAGUGAUUGGACCUGACCCAGAAGUCGUCGGCACAAAUGGCGAGGUCGACGGCAUGGUGAUGGCGCUCAUUGAGAGUGCGAGUGAUGCUGACAGCGAAGUCAGGAAGUCGUUCCACUCAGCGCUGAGGGAGCUCGGCAAGAAGCAGCCGACGCUCGUGCUGACAUCGUGCGAGAAGUAUCUCCACGACCACAAGAAGCUUGAUCUGCAACACCGGAUCAUUCUGAUCCAGAUCAUGCGCGAUAUUGUGUAUGAUGUCAUGGACCACCUGCCCUCUGAGCUGGCCAAGCGCAUUGUCCGUCUCGCCGCCGACGAAAUGACGUUCAAGCAGGUGCUGCUAUUGUCGCUUGCGGUUGUGCCUGCGCUGCCUGAGUUUAUUGGCCGCUGCCUGCCCAUGCUCGGCAUGAUUCGCCACGACAACAUGCGCUGGGUCUUCUCCGUCGCGUUCUCCAAGUUCUGCGACGCGAUCCUGAACUACAAUGCGAACAAGGAGCAAGCCAAGGACAAGAGCAUCACCAUCGGCCGCUUCUCGGAGCCAAUGUACUCCGCCUUUGAAGUCCUUCACGACGUCUGGCUCAACACAAAGGAAAUCAGGCUGCGCAUGGCUGUGAUUGAGGCGCUGGGGCUGAUGACGCACAUCCUGGGCCGCGAGAAGCUGCCCACCGUCCUGGAAAAGCUCAUUCCUUCAAUCAUCAACCACUUCAAGGGAAAAUUCACAAGCGACAUGCUCCCAAUCACACAGGGCCUGUGCACGGUGCUGGAUGCGUCGACGCGCGAUGGGGACACGCUGCUGGAGCCGCAACUCGACUUCAUCCUCACGCAUAUCCACCCGCUCCUCUCAUACGUCCCCAUGCCAUCAGACCACGCGCAAACGCGCAACUUCAACGAGCUGCUCCGCUGCUUUGAGAAGCUCUGCAUCCCAUUCUCCGAGCGCCUGAUGGCGUUUCUGUUCCUGAAGUUGGAGGUGCGGGAGGAGCGACCGCGCAUCGGCACCCUCCUCUGCCUGCGCCACCUCAUCAACUCAUCAGGUGAACAUCUGCAAAACAAGAAGGAGCUCAUUGUCACGGGUCUGAAGCCCCUUCUUGAAGAAACGAACCUCAAGGUCAAGUCGACGCUUGCGACGCUGAUUGUUGCGAUGGCGCACCACGACUACCUGCACCUCGAGGGUGGCGAGGCGCUCCUCAGAUUCAUCGUCGACCAGUCCGCCAUCCCAGAGCACGUGGUGCAGGCUGCCGCUGCUGCCCCGAAGGACAAGCGCAAGAAGCCGCCACCAGAAGACGAAGUCACGCCCUUGCAGCUCCGCACCAUGUGCGACAACAUCAUCCUCAUGUCGUCAAGGACCAUCCCCUGCAUGGAGCUGGUACCUGUGAUUGGCCAGCCGCUGCACCGCCGGCGCGGGAUUGAGGCGCUCAAGAUGCUCCAGUCCCUCUCCAUCAACUUCCACGAAAACAUCGAGGAGCUGUGGGAUGCGAUCAUCCCGAAGCUCGUGCAGUAUCUUGAGGAGAACUCGUGCGAUGCGCAUGUGUGGGCGGAGAAGCACCAGUCCAGCUGGGAGGAUCUCCUGCUCAAAUUCCUCAGCCGCACCCUCGACACCAUCGCAACAGAGGCCUGGACCAUCAAGCUGGGCGAGGCGCUGCAUGAGCAGUACACGUGCUGCCCGUCGGAGCCCGCGGUGAAGAGCCUCAUCUCAAGAUACAUUGGCGUCGUCCUCCGCAAGUCGACAAAGCACGAUUUCCUGGAGAAGAUGCUGGUUGCCAUGUUUGAGUCUGUGGACCAUGAGAGCCAGGACGAGCGGGAAGGGUGUGCAAAGGGCUUUGGGUUCUGCGCAUCGUCGCACCUGGACACGGUCAUUGAACAGCUCAAACGCAUCACAAAGCGCGAUAUGGUGCGCAAGCCAACGGGCUUCCUAGGCAUGCUCAAGGACAAGUCUGAGGCUGAGGUUGCUCGCAUCAAGGCCACCAUCAUGCUCACCUGGGGCUACGUCACCCUCUUUGCCCCGCCAAGUCUCAUCAACUCCCGCAUCGAGGUGCACGUGAUGUCGAACAUCCUGCCGCACUUUGAGCGCGUGCGAGAGACGCUUGUGAAGGAGAACCUUAUCCGCUGUGUGGAGCUGAUUGGCAAGGCGCUGCACCCGUCCCACCUCAAGGGCGAGAAGGUCUCGCUGCACCGCCGCAGCGAGCUCAUUGCGUUUAUGGAGGAGUACAUGAAGAUGGAGCCGCCGACCACCAUCACGACCGAGACGCGAGCGCUGUGCAUGGAUGCGUGUGCGACGUUGAUUGAGCUUGAGCCAACGCUCUCGGAAUCAGAUCUCCACCAGCUCCUCGAAGUCUCCGUCGCCUGCGUGUUUGACAUUGGUCUGCCGGCUGAAGGCGACACAACAACGCAAGCACUCAUUGACAAGGCUCGGAAGAGCCUGGGCGGUCUGUUUGCGGUUGUGAUUCGCAAGGAUCCAACAACGACGUGUCUGCAAAGUGUCUACAAGCACCUCUCGCCCUACAUCGUCUCCCUCAAAGACCACCAGCGGGAGCACAUGAUGGCGGCCAUCCACGAUGUGCUGGAUGUGAUGUUUCAGAUCUUGGACGAGCGUGCAGAUGCGCAGUCGUCCACAGAUCCAAACACAAAUACCGCCAUGGCAGGCUUCGGCAAGCUGCUUGCGGACUUCAUUCCGCGGUGUGCGGAUCCAAUGCUUCCUGUUCGUCAGCACGCCCUCGGCUCUAUCAAGACGCUGCUGCAUAUUCGCCGUGUGAUGGCGGGUGACAUGAAUGAGACGGACCCAAUCAUCAAUGCGAUUGACAAGCUGAUUCAGCGCGCAGAGAACGGCGACUCAAACCCGCUCUUCUCCGUUGUCAACGACCUGUCGAAGGUGCUGGCAAAGAAGAUUUCGAAAGAGGAGCUGCUGGAUCUGAUUUAUCCGCUGUUUGAAGGGCUCUUGGACGUGUUUACAGACGGCGGCGACGGCGCCUGUGUUGUCAUCAACGGCCUGUUCAAGCUUCGCGGCGGUGAUUUGGAAAACGAAGUCGACGCCAUCAUUGACGCCCUCUACGAGAAGCUGGAGGCCAUUACGCAAGAGCGGACGAAGACGGGUGUCCUUCGAGCCAUCCGCACGCUGGCUGUGCAUCACCUUGAUGCGGUCAUCAAGAAGCUGCUCUCGUUUGACCUCCCGUUUGCGGAGCUGGUGGUGGACAUGUGGCACACGCUCUCCGCCGACCAGAACCUUGCCCCACGCAUCCUCACAGAGCUUCUCAGCAUCCUCGACAACAGCUUGCCGUAUCACGACCAGGGAGGCAAAUUCACACACACCCUGCCACCAAUGAAGGCGACGCGUGCGCUGAAGGAGCUGUUCUUCGUGGAGGAGACAGCACAGCUUGCCGAGGACAAUUACAGCGACGUCCUUGCGCAACUGCUGCUUCGUCUUGCGUCAUGCGUGCGCCUGCAGCCCGAGGGUGACGUGAAUCCCAUGCAGGACGCCGUUGAUGCCUUCAAGCAGUUCCUCGAGCGCUCGGAGAGCGGGUUUGUUGCCGAUGCGCUGGAUGCAACGGGCGGCUGGGAUCAGUUCUUCAGCGAGAUGGACAACAACCUCGCCUUCACCACCGUCGUCGCACAGCUCUGCCAGCACAAGCCAGACAUGGUUCCGUUCCUUGUGGAGUUUUUCCAUGGCGUCAUGAAGCGCAAGUUCGACACGCAGCGUGUCCUGGCGGUGGCGUUGUACGCAGAGGUGAUCAACCAGCAGUGUGCAGGUGACCUCUCCCUCAUGGUUCGCCUUCGCAACGGUCUCCUUGCACAGAUCAUGGACGAAAGCCACAUUGUGCGCAUGUUGUGCAUGCGUGGCCUGGGCAACGUUGCAAGCCUCCCCGAUGAGCACAUCCGCAAGCACUCGACGGCGGUCUUGAGCGCGGUGAUGACGGGGAUGGACGACAGGAACGACCCCAACGAUGACAUCACCCUCGAAGCCAUGCGUACCCUCAACAAGAUCUUCGAAAAGGUUGAGGAAGACACCAUCCGGAACAUCCUCAUCAACAUUUCGCUGCGCAUCCGCCCCUGCUUUGAGAAGGACAAGCCAGCUGUCCGCGCUGCUGCCAUUGAGCUGUUUGGAAACCUCAGUCAGUUUGGUGAUGGCCCCAGCAAAGUCCCAUUCCUCGAACAGAUCCACUCCAACCUCGUCAGCUUCAUCCUCCACCUCGCUGAGGAUGACCCCGACGUGUGCGCAGCCGUCGCCCGCGCUCUUCUCAAACUCGGCCCUCUUCUGGAGUCCGACGAACUUACGUCGCUUUUUGAGAAGUGCCUUGGUGACGGCAAGAGCCUCCACUACGCCGAGUUCCUGGCUGAGCUCUCCCGUGUCCUGAUCAAGGACUUCCGCGACAAGGUCAGCUUCUACACCAUGAGCACCGCAGACUUUUUCAAGGCGUAUCGACAGGACAUUCGGUGCAACGCCGCCUUGUUCAUGGGGGAGCUGCUGCACAGCAUCCCUGCUGAUGACAGGCGCGACAUUACAAAGGAGCACGUCUGCGGCGAGCUUGUGCGACUCCUUAAGGACCCGGACACCAAAGUUCGCCAGCAGGCCGCAGAGAGCAUCAGCCUGCUCUAUGAUUACUGAGCCCAUAGUGGAGUGCGUGUGCCGUCUCUUUGUCCUCUGCCUUAAUUUCACCCUGUGUGUGUGUGUGUGUGUGUUUGGUUUUGUUUGUUUUUUCUGCGAGCUUGGUCCCCUCUCGCUCUCUCUCUCUCUCUCUCUCUCUCUCUCUCUCUCCCUC